AUGGGAAUCCUUUGGUGCACUUCACCAACACCCGAAGUCAACACAAAGAUUGACUACUGCGACUUUUGGUGGAAUGAGAAGCCGAAAUGGGAAAAUAUUGUGAGUGCGUCGAUGAUCACUGCAUUAGGUCUGGAAAUUGGUUCUCUGUUCUGGGUAUCCAUAACAUUCUGCGCU
Messenger RNA from Gongylonema pulchrum, 174 nucleotides. Lineage: Eukaryota; Metazoa; Nematoda; Chromadorea; Rhabditida; Gongylonematidae. The record is from the annotation of a GenBank genome assembly.